Molecule: messenger RNA, 5704 nt
Organism: Lutra lutra (Eurasian river otter)
Lineage: Eukaryota; Metazoa; Chordata; Mammalia; Carnivora; Mustelidae
Gene: TRPV4
Product: transient receptor potential cation channel subfamily V member 4
Exons: 17
Coding region: 118-2733 (871 amino acids)
Biological process (GO): calcium ion import across plasma membrane; osmosensory signaling pathway; actin filament organization
Cellular component (GO): membrane; cilium
Molecular function (GO): protein binding; calcium channel activity
Source: RefSeq, a predicted model, not a curated record
CCCUUUGGGUCCCUGAAGAGCUCCUACCUUGGAGUCUGACCCACCUUGGUCCAGUUCUGCUGCUUGCUGCUGUGUGACCUUGGAAGGCAGAGCAGCGCAGACGGGUCGUGGGUUGGCAUGGCAGAUCCCAGUGAAGGCCCCCACACCGGGCCUGGGGAGGUGGCCGAGAGCCCCGUGGAUGAGAGCGGCACCCCUGGCAGUGAGGCCUUCCCCCUGUCUUCUCUGGCCAACCUGUUUGAGGGCGAGGAUGGCUCCCCCUCCCCCUCCCCGGCUGACCCCGGCCGCCCCGCCGCCCCCGGGGAUGCACGACCGAAUUUACGCAUGAAGUUUCAGGGUGCCUUCCGCAAGGGGGUGCCCAACCCCAUCGACCUCCUGGAGUCCACCCUGUAUGAGUCCUCGGUGGUGCCGGGACCCAAGAAGGCACCCAUGGACUCGCUCUUUGACUAUGGCACCUAUCGUCACCACCCCAGUGACAACAAACGGUGGAGGAGGAAGGUCAUCGAGAAGCAGCCGCAGAGUCCCAAAGCUCCUGCGCCACAACCACCCCCCAUCCUUAAAGUCUUCAACCGACCAAUCCUCUUUGACAUCGUGUCCCGGGGCUCCACUUCUGACCUGGAUGGGCUGCUUCCCUUCUUGCUGACCCACAAGAAGCGGCUGACUGACGAGGAGUUCCGGGAGCCAUCCACGGGGAAGACCUGCCUGCCCAAGGCCCUGCUGAAUCUGAGCAACGGCCGCAAUGACACCAUUCCUGUGCUCCUGGACAUCGCUGAGCGGACAGGCAACAUGCGAGAGUUCAUCAACUCGCCGUUCCGGGACAUCUACUACCGAGGUCAGACCGCCCUGCACAUUGCCAUCGAGCGGCGCUGCAAACACUAUGUGGAGCUCCUGGUGGCCCAAGGCGCCGACGUCCAUGCCCAGGCCCGGGGCCGCUUCUUCCAGCCCAAGGACGAGGGAGGCUACUUCUACUUUGGUGAGCUGCCCCUGUCGCUGGCAGCCUGCACCAACCAGCCCCACAUUGUCAACUACCUGACGGAGAACCCACACAAGAAGGCUGACAUGCGGCGGCAGGACUCCCGCGGCAACACCGUGCUGCACGCGCUGGUCGCCAUCGCGGACAACACCCGCGAGAACACCAAGUUCGUCACCAAGAUGUAUGACCUGUUGCUGCUCAAGUGUGCCCGCCUCUUCCCUGACAGCAACCUGGAGGCCGUGCUCAACAACGAUGGGCUCUCACCCCUCAUGAUGGCAGCCAAGACGGGCAAGAUUGGGGUCUUUCAGCAUAUCAUCCGCCGGGAGGUAACAGACGAGGAUACGAGACACCUGUCUCGCAAGUUCAAGGACUGGGCAUAUGGGCCGGUGUAUUCCUCACUGUAUGACCUCUCCUCCCUGGACACGUGUGGGGAAGAGGCCUCUGUGCUGGAAAUCCUGGUGUAUAACAGCAAGAUCGAGAACCGCCACGAGAUGCUGGCCGUGGAACCCAUCAACGAGCUGCUGCGGGACAAGUGGCGUAAAUUUGGCGCCGUGUCCUUCUACAUCAACGUGGUCUCCUAUCUCUGCGCCAUGGUGAUCUUUACCCUCACCGCCUACUACCAGCCACUGGAAGGCACCCCCCCCUACCCGUACCGCACCACUUUGGACUACCUGAGGCUGGCUGGCGAGAUCGUCACACUCUUCACCGGGGUGCUGUUCUUCUUUACCAACAUCAAAGACUUGUUCAUGAAGAAAUGCCCAGGAGUGAAUUCUCUCUUCAUUGAUGGCUCCUUCCAGCUACUCUACUUCAUCUACUCCGUGCUAGUGAUUGUCUCUGCGGCCCUCUACCUGGCGGGAAUUGAAGCCUACCUGGCUGUCAUGGUCUUUGCCUUGGUCUUGGGCUGGAUGAAUGCCCUCUACUUUACCCGUGGGCUGAAGCUGACGGGAACCUAUAGCAUCAUGAUCCAGAAGAUCCUCUUCAAAGACCUUUUCCGCUUCCUGCUGGUCUACUUGCUCUUCAUGAUUGGCUAUGCUUCAGCCCUGGUAUCCCUUCUAAACCCAUGUGCCAACAUGAAGGUGUGCAGCGAGGACCACACCAACUGCACGGUGCCCACAUACCCCUCGUGCCGCGACAGUGAGACAUUCAGCACCUUCCUGCUGGACCUCUUCAAGCUCACCAUCGGCAUGGGCGACCUGGAGAUGCUGAGCAGCACCAAAUACCCAGUGGUCUUCAUCAUCCUGCUGGUCACUUACAUCAUCCUUACCUUCGUGCUGCUGCUCAACAUGCUGAUCGCCCUCAUGGGUGAGACGGUGGGCCAGGUCUCCAAGGAGAGCAAGCACAUCUGGAAGCUGCAGUGGGCCACCACCAUCCUGGACAUCGAACGCUCAUUCCCUGUGUUCCUGAGGAAGGCCUUCCGCUCUGGCGAGAUGGUGACCGUGGGCAAGAGCUCGGAUGGCACCCCAGACCGCAGGUGGUGCUUCAGGGUGGACGAGGUGAACUGGUCUCACUGGAACCAGAACUUGGGCAUCAUUAACGAGGACCCAGGCAAGAGUGAGAACUACCAGUACUAUGGCUUCUCACACACUGUGGGCCGCCUCCGGAGGGAUCGCUGGUCCUCGGUGGUGCCGCGCGUGGUGGAGCUGAACAAGAACUCAAACCCAGACGAGGUGGUGGUGCCUCUGGACAACAUGGGGAACCCCAGCUGUGACGGCCCCCAGCAGAGCUACCCCCCCAAGUGGAGGACUGAUGACGCGCCCCUCUAGGGGCUGUGGGAGGGUUAGGGUCUCUGGCCUGCAGCCCAAGCCUGUCCCUCCACCUGCCUCUUUUUAUUCCACCUGCAUUUCAGCAAUGCCUCUGCAGGGCAUCCCCCACAUGCUCCUUUGACCUCCAGAGGCGAGGGCUGGACAGAGAUGAAGGGGAGGCCCCAGGACCCUCUGGUCCCCAGCUCCUGCCCUCCCAGCUCUGCCUCCCCCAACCCCCACCCCAGGGCAUGUGGCUCCUGACUGCCAGUCUCACUCCCAUGGAGUCACAUAAGCCAAGGCCAGGGCCUCUCUGCCCAUGGGGGCUCGGUCCCCUGCCUCUCCAUUAUUUAUUUGCUCUGCUCUCAGGAAAGUGGUGUGACCCUCUCCCGCAAAGGGAACCUGGCUGAAGCCUCAGGACCCCAUUCCAGGUCACUGCCGGCCAACCCCCAGCCUGGGGCCUGGGUGGCACAAAGCACCCUGUGGCUUUGUGAUGGGGCUGGGGCCCUUGCAGUGGGGCCGUGCCUUCAGUGUGUUCUGUAAAAGGGCUGGGGUUUGUCAGUGCCCAAUAAAUGUUCAUUCACUGAUGCUGAGGCUGGUAGGGAUGCUGAUGAGAGGAGUGGUAAUGGCACGGGGAUGAGAGCAGCAAGACGGGGGAGCUUGGAAAUGCUGGUGGGGGGCAGGGAUGAGAAUGAGGAGCGGUGGUAGUGACCAAGGUGGUGUUUAGGGUGAUGGCCAGAGGCUGGACUCAGCGGCGUUUGGUGGUGUGAGCCUAGGAGACACAAGCGAGAUUGGAAGGGAGGGAGAAGAUGGAGUCGAAGGGAAUGGGGAAAGAGUAAGGUUGGCUGGGUGAGGGAGUAAUGCUGAGGGGCAGAGAAAUGUUACUGGCAGGGAGAGAACACAGGUGUAGGGAGAGUCAUGUUGGCAGGAAAUAGUAAUGUUGGUAGGAGAGAGUAAUGUUUGUGGGAAAGAGUAUUACUGGGGGAGGAGAGUAAUGUUGGUGCACCAGUAAUAUUGGUGAGGAGAGAGUAAUGAAGAAGAAGAGUAAUGUUAGUGGGGAAGAGUAAUGUUGGCGUGGGAGAGUAGUGUUGGAGAGAAGAGGAAUGUUAGUGGGAAAGAAUAGUGGGGGGAUGGGCAUGGUGGUGGGGGGAGAGUAAUGUUGAUGGGUGAGAGUAAUGCUGAUGCAGAUUAAUGUUGGUAGGGGGAGAGUAAUGCUGGUGGGUGGAGUAAUGGUGGGAGGAGAGUAACAUUGGUGGGAAGGGUACUGGUGGGGAGAGUAGUUUUGAUGUAAAGAGUAAUAUUGGUGGGAAGAGUAAUGUUGGUGUGAGGAGACAGAUGUUGGUGGGAAAGGGUAAUUGUUGGGGGAGAGUAAUACUGGUAUGGAAGAGCAAUGUUGGUGGGAAGAGUAAUGUGGAUGGGAAAAGUAGUAUUGGUGAGAAUGAGUAAUGUUGGGGAGAGUAAUAUUGAUGGAAAGCAUAUUCUUGGGGGAGAGUGGUGUUGGGGGGAGAGUAAUGCAGGUGGGAAGAGUAAUGGUGAGGAAAAAUAAAGUUGGUAGGAAGAAAGUAAUGCUGGUGUGGCUUCAUGUCAGUGGGAAGAGUAAUAUUGGUGAGCAUGAGUAAUGUUGGGGAGAGUAAUAUUGAUGGAAAGGGUAUUACUGUGGGGGGAAGGGUAUUAUUCGGGGGAGAGAGUAUUAUUAUUCCCCUGCAGGUGGGAAGAAUAAUGUUGAUGGCAGGAAAGUAAUGCUGGUGCAGAUUAAUAUUGGUGGGGAGAGUAAAGCUCGUGGGUGGAUUCAGGGUGGGAAGAGAGGAAUAUUGGUGAAAAGAGUAAUAUUGGUGGGGAAGGAUAAUGUUGGUGGGAGGAGAAUAAUGCACAUGGGCAGAGUAAUAUUGGCGGGAAGGGUAACGUUGGUGUGAGGACAGUAAUGGUGGUGGUUCUCCUUGUGUCUCUUUUUAGGAGGGCGGAAACCUGUCCCUGAACGACCUCCCCUCUUGUGUUAUUGGCCAGAAUAGUGUCACGUGUCUCCUGCUUCAGCCAAUCAGCAGGCAGGAAGUCACAGAGUCCUAAAGCCCACAGGCACAUGGAGAAAGGUAGUUUCUCCUGCCCGGGAUCCAUACUGACUGGGCCCACUAGCAGUGGCUGCAGGCCUUUUUCCAGAUGCCCACCCUCCGCCCCAACGGCUCUCCAAUACCUGCUAAUCUCUCAGGACCACCGAGAGGCCGAGCUGGAGCCGGGGAUGGCAUCAGCUUCCCCCAGACCACAGGGACUGGAAUGGGGGCACUUCCCGAGGAAGGUUGCAACAUGGGUACCUGUGCCAGACCGGGUCGAUGCCCCCCCCUCCCCGCUCCUCCCUCUGCCCGUGCAUUUGCAAGAUAGCCUUAUGGUGUUCUCCCACUGUGCACAAAGCAGAAUUUUGCAUCCCUGGCUUGACUAAGAGAUUUGUUUUAAUCAGCGGACAUGCCUGGGCUAGGCUCCCCCAAAGGAGGCUGCAAGAUCCGUGGAGCGCAGCAAGCCCGGCUGAUCACAGAGGAACCCCAAAGAUGCAUGAGAAGGAGUUGUUCUCCCAUGCCAAUGAGUUUUUGUGGUAGUUACUUUUUUUUUUUUUUAAGGGCAGGCAUCACUUUUGCAGCAACAACUAAUGAUUGCAGAAUGUCCACUGCCCCCCAUGUUUCGGAUGAGGAAGCCAGGGCUCAGAGAGGUGAAGACUUUUGCCCAGGGCACCUGGCUGGGAAGUUGAACGCCCACAUUCUGCCCUCAGAGCCCAUCCUGGAGAGAAUGCACUCUGACCCCCGACAGGUGACAGGUGACAAGGCCAGGUCCCUCCUUUGCUCUGAAGCCCCUGGCUGUCGCCUGCCACUUUCGCUCAGCCCCCGAGACUGUCAGCUCCUGUUUAGAACCCUCUCACUCUUUGAACAUACCCCUAACUUUAUUCCAACCCGGAUUUCUUAUUAUGUGCGUGUAUGUGUAUUUAAUAAUGAUAAAGCACUUAUAUGUCAUA